AUGGAAGCCGAUGUCAACACCGUUCUCAGUGAUUCUACUUCAAGUCUACCUGUGACGUCUGAAAUGAUCGCUACUGAAACAUCGAAAGAUCCUGUUCUCCAGUCGGUGGUGUUCCAUAUCAAUGAAGGAUGGCCCAAUCAUUCCAAAGCAAUUAAUGAUCCAGUUGUCCAAAAAUUCUUUAUCCGCCGAGACAGUCUGCUGAUCGUCCAAGGUUGCAUCAUGCUCGGCGAUAGAGUUGUUGUGCCAAACCGCUUUCGCAAACGCAUUCUUCAGCAACUACAUCGAGGCCAUCCGGGGAUGGAGCGAAUGAAAUCCCUAGCAAGAAGUUUCGUGUACUGGCCUAACAUCGAUGAUGCCGUCGAAAAAUAUGUUCGAUGCUGCAGACCCUGUGCUGAAGCUGCUAAAUCACCACGCAAGACGGACCUGGAGUCGUGGCCCAUUCCAUCGAAGCCGUGGGAACGAGUCCAUAUCGAUUAUGCUGGCCCGAUUAAUGGAUACUACUACUUUCUGGUAAUUGACGCAUAUUCAAAAUGGCCAGAAAUCUACCGCACUCGAAGCACAAACACAACGAAAACGUUGGAAAUGCUAGACGAGAUUUUUUCAAGAUUUGGCAAUCCAAAAAUUCUGGUUUCGGAUAAUGGCUCGCAAUUUGUUAGCGCCCGAUUCAAGCAAUUCUGUGAUGAAGCUGGAAUCACCCACUUAACAAUUGCGCCCUACCAUCCACAGUCUAAUGGACAGGCUGAGCGCUUUGUGGACACUUUGAAAAGAGGACUCAAGAAGUUACGAGAGGGAGGAAAUCCAGCAACUUUCCGACAUCUUCAAACUUUCCUUUCCGUUUACCGGUCCACACCCAAUCGAAGUGCUCGUGAUCAUAAGUCACCUGCAGAACUUUUUCUAGGUAGACCCCUCACUACUACACUGGAUCUUCUUAAGCCCCGAAAAUCAAGCACACCAGCUGUAAAUAGUAAGCAGAAUAACCAGUUCAAUCAACACCAUGGUACCGUCAAGAGAGAGUUCUCCGCUGAUGAUUUAGUGUACGCAGAGGUUCAUCAUCACAAUCAAACCUCAUGGGUUCCUGGCAAGGUGAUUGAGAGAAAAGGCUCCGUCAUGUAUGCUGUACUUCUGGACACCGGUCGUCUCAUCCGUUCUCAUACGAAUCAGCUACGACAGCGUCAUCUAGAAUCCAUUAGUGAAGCUACUGAAUCAAAUUUACCAUGGACCGUGCUGCUUGAGGAAUUUGGAAUGCAAAAUCUGUGUACUCCAUGUUCGGAUGAAACUGCCGAUCCUGAUUCCAAAGAAACUCAACAACCGCCUGAAAUGCUGCCAGAAGUGGCACACCCAAUUCAACAAUUGCCUGAAGUAUUGCACCCUGCCGAACCAACAUUGGACCAAGAAAAGGUUCUAGCACCAGAAGUCGUUGUUGAAGGCAUCAAUCCGCAGUGCUCCAAUCAACCCGUUCGUAACCGAAGGCUUCCGGCAUGGCUCGGAUCCUACGAUCUCUUUUAA
Wyeomyia smithii (pitcher-plant mosquito) is the source of this 1506-nucleotide messenger RNA. RefSeq lists its product as uncharacterized. NCBI's taxonomy places the organism in Eukaryota, Metazoa, Arthropoda, Insecta, Diptera, Culicidae. Gene Ontology annotation, biological process: DNA integration. Gene Ontology annotation, molecular function: nucleic acid binding. The transcript has a single exon. Bases 1 to 1506 code for a protein of 501 amino acids. The record is from RefSeq and is a predicted model, not a curated record.